AUGGUAUCGGCGACGGAUAUCACCGGGGCGGCCCUGCGCCUUGUUCAACGCGCCGCCGAAGAAGGCGACCCGGAGAGCUCCGAUGGCUCCCAAAAGGAGAUCUUCGCUGCAUGGGCGCUGUUCAUCUCCAUCAUGCUUCUCAUCACCGCUUUCCUGACCAGCUACUUCCUCCAAGAAAGAAAAAUUGAGGCCGUACACGAGACCGUCAUCUCCAUCUUUGCAGGAAUGACUGUCGGCCUUCUGCUGCUCGUGACCUCUGGCGAUUCGAUCCGAAACCUGAUCAGCUUCGACUACCAAAUCUUCUUCAACCUACUGCUUCCUCCGAUCAUCCUAGCUUCGGGCUACGAGCUACAUCAGGCCAAUUUCUUUAGGAACAUGGGCACAAUCUUGACUUUCGCUUUCGCCGGGACGUUCCUAUCGGCUGUAGUGAUCGGUCUCAUCCUCUGGCUUUACGCCUUGACGGGGGUCGAAUCCAUCAGCAUGUCGUUUGUCGAUGCUAUUUCUGUCGGCGCGACUCUGUCGGCUACCGACCCUGUGACGAUUCUGGCCAUCUUCAACUCGUACAAGGUCGAUCCCAAACUGUACACCAUUAUUUUUGGCGAGUCGAUUCUUAACGAUGCCAUUGCUAUCGUCAUCUUCGACACGGCUCAGAAGUACAAGAAAGGUGACGCGUCUAAGCUUGGUUUCUUGAGCUUUUUCGAGGGUAUCGGCAUCUUCUUGAUUGUCUUCUUCGGUAGUAUGUUGAUUGGUGUGGUUGUGGGCGUUCUAAUGGCGCUGCUUCUGAAGCUCACAUACAUUCGACGAUACCCCAAGAACGAGAGCUGCCUCGUUGUGCUGGUUGCAUAUGCCACCUACUUCUUCUCCCAUGCCAUUCACAUGUCCGGCAUUGUAUCUUUGCUGUUUUGUGGCAUUACAUUGAAGCACUACGCCUAUUUCAACAUGUCUCGGCGAACCCAGCUUACGACCAAGUUCAUAUUCCAGAUUCUUGCUCAGCUGUCUGAGAAUUUCAUUUUCAUUUACCUCGGGCUCGCAUUGUUCACGGAUAACGCCUUGCAAUUCCGACCUCUACUAAUUAUCAUCACCGUCUGCGCAGUCUGUGCCGCGCGAUGGGUGGCGGUAUUCCCCCUAUCCCGUCUCAUCAACUGGGUCAUCCGUUACAGGGCUCGUCGAAGAGGCGGAGACGUGAGCGAUGAGCUUCCCUAUAACUACCAGGCCAUGCUUUUCUGGGCUGGCCUACGCGGAGCCGUCGGCGUUGCUCUUGCGGCAUUGCUCACUGGCGAGAACUCGUAUGCCUUGAAGGCCACGGUUUUGGUGGUUGUAGUGCUUACCGUCAUCAUCUUCGGUGGCACAACGGCGCGUAUGUUGGAAAUCCUCGGUAUCCAGACCGGGGUUGUAGACGAGAUCGAUAGCGACGAUGAGUUCGAUAUUGAAACGUUCAGCGGCGGUCAGUAUGCUAAGCGCACCGGCACUGGUAUUGGCUACACUCCCCGACGGAAUGGCAGCCUGUCGCUGGACAACAUUGGGUUGCGCAACGGCGCACGGCCACCCGUGGGAGGAGAGCGCAGUAGUUAUGUGUCCGGCUCACACUCACCAAAUCCGAUCAAGAGACAGUCGAGUCACAGCCGCAAGAACUCCGAGGUCGAGAGGACCGACCUCUUGGGCCGCAGCGGCAACACGACGGAUUCGGACUUGGAAAGCGACAUUGACACGUCGGACCUCCCGCCCCCGGCGCGUCGGGAACCUCGCCGGAGGAGCCCAACAAUCCCUGGCGCCUCGCAAUCGUCAGUGACGUCGGGUGGCCUUCUCGCGCAAACCGAACCCGCGGGCGCUGUGGCCACGGCACCCCAUCACGUCUCGGCAACGUCUGCCAUUAGACAACUCUUCAGCCAUGGCGCCGAGGAUGCGGCGGGUCUGUUCAGGCAGCUGGACGAGGACUACAUCAAGCCAAAGCUGCUGCUCGACGGAGGGAGCAGCAGCCGGGGGAACGGCUCCGGUUCGGGCCCGGGCCCGGGCCAGGUUUAG
This is a messenger RNA of Colletotrichum higginsianum IMI 349063, 2022 nucleotides long. Its product is annotated as Sodium/hydrogen exchanger. Bases 1 to 2022 code for a protein of 673 amino acids. Gene Ontology annotation, biological process: sodium ion transport; vacuolar acidification; proton transmembrane transport. NCBI's taxonomy places the organism in Eukaryota, Fungi, Ascomycota, Sordariomycetes, Glomerellales, Glomerellaceae. Gene Ontology annotation, molecular function: sodium:proton antiporter activity. Gene Ontology annotation, cellular component: early endosome; fungal-type vacuole membrane; late endosome. The transcript is spliced from 5 exons. The record is from RefSeq and is a predicted model, not a curated record.